Molecule: messenger RNA, 540 nt
Organism: Cutaneotrichosporon cavernicola
Lineage: Eukaryota; Fungi; Basidiomycota; Tremellomycetes; Trichosporonales; Trichosporonaceae
Gene: APT1
Exons: 4
Coding region: 1-540 (179 amino acids)
Biological process (GO): adenine salvage; AMP salvage
Cellular component (GO): cytoplasm
Molecular function (GO): AMP binding; adenine binding; adenine phosphoribosyltransferase activity
Source: RefSeq, a predicted model, not a curated record
AUGUCCGACGUCGCGUACCUCAAGUCCCAGCUGGGUGUUCACCCGGGGUUCCCCAAGGAGGGAAUCACCUUUAUUGACAUCUUCCCCCUCCUUCGCGACCCCUUUACCUUCGAGAUGCUCAUCACCCACUUUGUCUCGCACAUCGCCAAGGUGCACCCCGGUGUCAAGCCCGAUGUCAUUGUCGGCCUUGACGCCCGCGGUUUCCUCUUCGGUCCCAUCAUCGCCAUGCGCCUCGGUGCGGCAUUCGUCCCCGUCCGCAAGGUCGGCAAGCUCCCCGGAGACUGCUACGUUGCCGAGUACACCAAGGAGUACGGGGUGGACCGGUUCGAGAUGCAGAAGGAUGCGAUCAAGGAGGGCCAGACGGUCAUUGUCGUUGACGACCUCAUUGCUACUGGCGGAUCGGCGGCUGCGGCCGGCGAGCUUAUCCGCAAGGCCGGCGGCAAGACGCUCGAGUACCUCUUCGUCGUUGGGCUGCCGUUCCUAUCUGGCGCUGACAAGCUCGACGCGCCGUCGUACUGGAUGGUCGAGGCUGAGGACUAG